CAUUCAUAAAAUAUACACUCAAAAUACAAAAUGGUAGAAAAAGACCCUCAAUUGAGCGCUCUUGAAAUAGGCGAAUUAGAUAUGUUUGUUGAAAGUAUGGAACAAUCACAUAUAGAAAACAUUGGAAACCAAGCGUGGUUAGACUGGCAUAUUAGACUGCAAAAACUUAACCAACAGGCUGUUUUAGAAGCGUCAUCUAUGCAAGAGGAACUGACUAAAGAAACACUUAUAUCAUGUGGAAAGUUGCCUGUUUUAGUUUACGAAGCAAUAUGUAUACAAGUGUGGCGUAUGAAAAUAUACCCACAGAUACUCAAAUUGGAACCUGCGCCCGCUAAUACAUUUGGUAUUUAUAUGGUGUUGUACCACGAGGCGGCGGCUGUGGGUCUUCUGGAGACCGUUCUGUUCCAUGAGGACGGUGCGCAGUGUAUCGCCGACGUGGUGGUAGACCUCCUUAACUACGCUGUCGAACAGCUCACCAGUAUGGUAGUUUUAAUUGAAAAUGGCUACCUAAAGCCAGUGACCGCGAAGCAAAUGGAGUGCGAGACGGCCGUCGAAGAAUUGGACCGGCAGAAGCGCGAUCUGCAAUUCGACAUCAGCAUGAGAUGCAUUUCUAUCGUACGCUACAUAACGGAGCAUAUGGAGGCCGCAGGUGUGGGUGCGUCCAUAUCGACCAACUUGUAUAAAACCAACGACGUGCCAUCACUACUCGCGCAUCUCCUCAAACUGGAACCGUGGAGGAAGAUAGACGAGAAGGGUGACAUGCAAACGUUUAACUUUGGUCGUUGGAAUAAGCCGAACGCAGAAGAAGCAAUUCAACUGCACCGUAGCGCCGCUCAACUGUGGCUGUGUCUGCGACAGCUGGUACUCCAGCCGCGUCUGAACCACUACUACACGCUCGACGAGUGUCGCAGGGCCGCCUUCUGCUCGCUACAAUCAAAGAUAACCGAAGUGAUGCUCGACCAAAUACCACCAUUGGGCGACCUCAAGGAUUUCCUGUGCAGAUUGUCGGUGGGAGACUAUUCAAGUUUUCACAACCGCACCAACGGCGUCAAGAAUCCUGGGUGUACUUUAAUUGAAAUAGUACCGCAGAUAAAAGAAACGUACAUGAAGCAAAUACACAAACGCACAAAAUCCAUUGCUAAAGCUCAGUUGGAGCACUUCCAUAUGGACGGUUCCGAGGAAUCCCGCGAGAUGGCGCGGCGUCUGCUCGACUCGUAUACUAGCGAUGCGGCGCUCGCGCUUGACAGCGGCGGUGCUAAGUGUGCGCGGUGUGGUGAUGCUGCCAGCAAGAAAUGUUCACGGUGCAAGACCGAGUGGUACUGUGGCAGAGAAUGUCAAGUGCAGCAAUGGCCGAAACACAAGGAAAUAUGCGAUCAGUUUGCCAAACUUUGUGUGUAGAGAUUAUAAGAGUUAAUACCUAUUUAAAAAAAUAGUUAUUUUAUGCUAAUAUAUUUUUAAGCAUUGUGACUUAGCGUUUAUUUAUAUACCACAGAUAACAUAAUAUGUUUAUACUUACUUAAUGAUCUUUAGAUAUAAACAAAGUCGCUG
Achroia grisella is the source of this 1548-nucleotide messenger RNA. It is a transcript of the gene Zmynd10, whose product is annotated as zinc finger MYND domain-containing protein 10. Lineage: Eukaryota; Metazoa; Arthropoda; Insecta; Lepidoptera; Pyralidae. The coding region runs from base 31 to 1398 and encodes 455 amino acids. The transcript has 10 exons. The record is from RefSeq and is a predicted model, not a curated record. Gene Ontology annotation, biological process: motile cilium assembly; outer dynein arm assembly; inner dynein arm assembly. Gene Ontology annotation, cellular component: cytoplasm; centriolar satellite.